Fusarium sp. VM40 is the source of this 1398-nucleotide messenger RNA. Lineage: Eukaryota; Fungi; Ascomycota; Sordariomycetes; Hypocreales; Nectriaceae. The record is from the annotation of a GenBank genome assembly.
AUGCAUCUGCGUCACAUUGCCUAUCUCCCCGUCCUUCUGGACGUCUGCGCAGGUGUUCCAGUGCAGGACAGUCCUCGUCAACGUCUGCUCAAUGGUCUCAAGAUACCCUCCAACUACCGUGGUGUGACGGGCGGCAAGAAUGUCCCGUUCACGCCAGGUCAUAGAGACCCAGUUGACAAGCCAGUUGACUCUGUCGGGGACGAUCUUGACCCUCUCCCCUGGCGCAAUGGUCUCGGAGCUUCUGUUCUCGGCCCCUGGAAUGAGGCGCGAUCUCGUCAGAACCCAGAUCUUGUUAGACCGCCAGGCACCGACCGUGGUAACCUGGCUAACAUGCGCUGGAGUUUCGCUGACUCCCACAUUCGAAUUGAGGAGGGCGGCUGGACCCGUCAAACCACCAUUCGCGAGCUUCCAACAAGUGUUGAGCUGGCUGGUGUAAACAUGCGUCUUGACGAAGGCGUGUAUCGUGAGCUUCACUGGCACAAGGAGGCCGAGUGGGCCUAUGUGCUCGAUGGAGAAGUGCGAGUAACUGCGCUUGACUAUGAGGGUGGUAACUUCAUUGAUGAUUUGAAGAAGGGCGAUUUAUGGUACUUCCCCAGCGGAGUCCCUCACUCCCUUCAAGGGCUGAGCCCCAAUGGCACUGAAUUCCUUCUAAUCUUUGACGACGGACAUUUCUCCGAAGAGUCCACAUUCGUUCUCACUGACUGGCUGGCCCACACCCCAAAGUCCGUUAUCUCUAAGAACUUUGACCUGGCCCCUGAAGUCUUUGCCCACCUUCCCGCAGGAGAAAAGUACAUCUUCCAGGGCCGAACACCCGGCUCCAUCAAAGAUGAGCAGCCCAGCGGAAAGAAGGUCAAGAAGUCAAAGUACAACUUCACUCACCGCAUGCUCGACCAGGAGCCCCUCAAGACAAACGGCGGCCAAGUCCGCAUCACAGACUCCAAGAACUUCCCUAUCUCCAAGACCAUUGCUGCAGCCCACGCUAUCAUCGAGCCCGGUGCUAUCCGGGAGAUGCAUUGGCACCCAACUGCAGACGAGUGGUCCUUCUUUAUCAAGGGUCGCGCCAGGGUGACCAUCUUUGCCUCCGAGGGAACUGCAAGGACCUUUGACUACGUCCCCGGAGAUGUCGGCAUUGUCCCGCGCAACAUGGGUCAUUUUGUUGAGAACAUCGGCGACGAGCCUAUUGAGAUGCUUGAAAUCUUCCGUGCUGAUGAGUUUAGAGACUUCUCUCUGUUCCAGUGGAUGGGAGAGACCCCAAAGAAGCAGGUGGUUGAUACCCUGUUUGCCAACGAUCCCAAGAACGCCGAGUUGUUCUGGGAUAAGAUCAAGGAUGCGGAUAACAAUGUGAUCACCAAGCCUGAUUUUAAGAAGUCUGAGCCUGGAAAGGAGGAGGACUUGUAA